CAACAACAGAGAAACCUCGUUUGUCACUCUGCAAUGGCGCAUACCAAGGGAGGACCAUGCCAAAAAGGCAAGAAUGGUUUGCUUCUACUUGUAGUGGCGGCGCUCCUUGCUUUAGCGCCCAAAGCAUUGCCAGAGGCUCUUGUCUUGCAGAGGAGCCCAACAGCUCCCCCAAGCAUUUCGCGAAGUCCGGAUGCUGCACCAGCUUGGAUGGCCAAGGUGGUUCCCAAUAUGGUUUUUGUCAGCAUCGCUGCUGCCACUGCCAUGGCAACAGCUGGAGGGAAGAGCAGAAGUUUGUUCGUGGGACAAUCCAGGCCCAGCCGCCAAGUGAGCUGCGAGCGAGCACAACAAGAUGUUCGACAAGUUCCUGUUCACGUGGAGGAAGAGGAGGUGGGCAUUUCUGCAUCUCCACCAGCAAAUCUGUACGAACUCUUCGGAACACCUUCCACUGCAGAUUCGAAAGACAUCAAGAAGAAAUAUCACGACUUGCAGAAGCUUUGCCAUCCUGAUGUCGCAGGCCCAGAGGGCGAGGAAAUUUGCAUUCUUCUCAAUGAUGCGUGGGAGCUGCUUUCCGACCCAGAGAAAAGAAAAGAUUACGAUGCUCAGAUUGAGUUGGCGAAGCCAGCAAAAAUUGUGGUGAAGCCGCCGGUGUGCACCGAAAUCACACCAACCUGGAAGGGCGAGAGGAAGACAUUGAAACACCAUACAGACUACACUGGGAUCCCGCUGUCUCGCAGUCGCUGGGCAAAAGUGCCCCCUGAAGAUCGUGGUGAGAGGCAUCUGGAAGAGAAGAUGCUUUUUGUUGAUGAGUGGGCUUGCAUUUGCUGCCGAAACUGUUGUGAUGUGGCUCCGCAAACCUUUUGCAUUCAAAAUGACAACGGACGCGCAAACGUUUACACGCAGUGGGGAAACUCCGAGGAGUACUUGGACUAUGCUGUAGCAUCUUGUCCUGUGGACUGCAUCUACUGGGUGAGUCGAGAGGAGCUGCAGGUUCUGGAGUACGUCACCGCUCAGAAGAUGGUCGAUGAGAAAGGGCAGCUACCAUGCCCACUCUCAUAUAUGCAGGGAAUGCUCAACAAUCCUCCGAAUGAUCCGUUUGAUGAUGCAAGACAAUUCAAAGCCAAGAGGGAAGAAGAAGCAAGGCGAAAAGAACAAGCUGAACACACCUCUGCAGCCGCGAAUGUUGAGGCAUGGUUCCAGAGGAUCAUGGAUGUGUUCGAGAAUUUGUCCCAGAAUCUGCGGGCAAACAUCAUGAUCCACAUGAAGAAGUGAAGAGAUCGUGGAGACAUUUGUCGCAUAGCUUUGCCAUACAUUCCUGAUCAUUUAUUAAUAGGUUGACAAAGUCGACUGAAGAAUUCGACGGGUAACGACUUUGUCAAGUCGUUUGCAUACCGAGUUCGGCGUUUUGAGAUUGAACCUAUUUUCCAUUGAUCUCAAACGACGAAAGAUUUUUGGCCGUCCACGUCGGAUGGCCAGGGUCCAAGAGAAACAAACAGACUGCAACC
This is a messenger RNA of Durusdinium trenchii, 1502 nucleotides long. NCBI's taxonomy places the organism in Eukaryota, Dinophyceae, Suessiales, Symbiodiniaceae. The record is from the annotation of a GenBank genome assembly.